GGCAAGUCCACUCCUUUCUCCUUCACUUGACCUCCUCAGUGUUGCAGCAGCAGCUCUGGACUCACCUAAAUCCUCUCCAUCAAUCAAUCUGCUGCCGUCGCUUCUCUCCGGUCACUGAAAGAUUCCGUUGACCAGAUUCUUGAUUUCGGGUUUCCAAUUGCGACCAGUCCUUUGCAGAGGCAUUUGAACCGGACUGGAUGGACCAGUAUGUGAAAGUUGAAAAGAUAGGAGAAGGAACGUAUGGAGUGGUAUACAAGGCUCGUGAUCGUGUAACCAAUGAAACUAUAGCUCUGAAGAAAAUACGCUUGGAGCAGGAAGAUGAAGGUGUUCCAAGCACUGCAAUUAGAGAAAUUUCCCUCUUGAAAGAGAUGCAGCAUGGGAACAUUGUCAGGUUGCAGGAUGUGGUGCACAGUGAGAAGCGACUGUAUUUGGUUUUUGAGUAUCUGGACUUGGAUUUGAAGAAGCACAUGGAUUCUUGCCCUGAAUUUGCUAAGAAUCCUCGUCUGAUAAAACAAUUCCUUUAUCAAAUACUUCGUGGCAUUGCUUACUGCCAUUCUCACAGAGUUCUCCAUCGAGAUUUGAAACCUCAAAAUCUGCUUAUAGAUCGUCGUACCAAUGCACUAAAGCUUGCGGAUUUUGGAUUGGCCAGAGCAUUUGGUAUACCUGUUAGGACAUUUACACAUGAGGUGGUAACCCUCUGGUAUAGAGCACCAGAGAUUCUGCUCGGAUCUCGACAUUACUCAACUCCGGUCGAUGUGUGGUCAGUGGGAUGUAUAUUUGCUGAGAUGGUGAAUCAGCGGCCAUUGUUCCCUGGGGACUCUGAGAUUGAUGAACUAUUCAAGAUUUUCAGGGUCUUGGGAACUCCAAAUGAGGACACAUGGCCUGGGGUGACAUCUUUGCCUGACUUCAAGUCUGCCUUCCCAAAGUGGCCACCUAAGGACUUGGCAACUGUAGUUCCAACUCUUGAAACGGCUGGCAUUGACCUUCUUACUAAAAUGCUCUGCUUGGAUCCCAGCAAGAGAAUUACAGCUAGGAGUGCUCUUGAGCAUGAAUACUUCAAGGAUAUUGGUUUUGUACCCUAGUUCUGUUUCUCGUCAAUAAUAAUACAUAUUAUAUGUAUCAUCAAUGUAUAGCACUUGGUGGAUUUUGAUUGUGUGACAAACAUGCAUGUUCCCUGCUAUUCGCUCCUCCAGUUUUCUUUGGUGUCGAACUGAUCCAUUAUCUUGGAAUUGUCAAGCAUCUGCUGGGUCUUAUGCUCUAUAUAUGUCUUAUAAAUACAGGGGAGAUACAGAGGGAUGGGGAUUUUCGUUCUUUUCCAGUUUGCUUGUAAUGAACCCUAGAUAAAUUGUUGAAAUGCUUUUGAUCUAUUUGAUUCUUUAAGCUUUAUUAUCAUCUA
Messenger RNA from Hevea brasiliensis (rubber tree), 1396 nucleotides. Its product is annotated as cell division control protein 2 homolog A. Gene Ontology annotation, cellular component: cytoplasm; cyclin-dependent protein kinase holoenzyme complex; nucleus. The record is from RefSeq and is a predicted model, not a curated record. Gene Ontology annotation, biological process: protein phosphorylation; regulation of G2/M transition of mitotic cell cycle; regulation of gene expression. The transcript has 9 exons. Lineage: Eukaryota; Viridiplantae; Streptophyta; Magnoliopsida; Malpighiales; Euphorbiaceae. Bases 198 to 1082 code for a protein of 294 amino acids. Gene Ontology annotation, molecular function: cyclin binding; ATP binding; cyclin-dependent protein serine/threonine kinase activity.